AUGAACCCUCAGAAAUCAAAGAAGAAACGCAUCCGGAACUGGACCGAGCAAGACCGGGCUGUCCAUCGGGAGUUUGAGAAAUCGCGUCGCGAGGCCUUCAGUGAGCGGUUGACGGAGUUAACGAGGCUACUGCCUACGCUCAAGGUCGAACAGCGUCCCUCGAAGCACAUCAUUGUCGACGCAAGCAUCUCUUAUCACCGAGCCCAAGAAGACAGGCAUCGUCAAGCUACUCAUGCACUCCAGGCCCUGGUGGCUGAGCGAGAUGAUCUUCUUCGGGAGGUGAACGGCCUUCGGGCCCUGUGCCAGCCUGGCAUUUCCACCCCGCGCCAAGCAAGACCCAUAGACCCUGGGGUCCUCGAGAUGCUGGCAGACAGCCAGGAAAUGUCUACCAGUCUGUCUGGGGAUUCUGGCAACCAUGACUCCAUGGAAGAUUACUCGAAUAUUUCUUCUCAAGAAGCUCAUACCUCCUUGGAGGUCAGUCACUCGGCAAGGGCUCCGACCGCCACGCUGCCGCAAGGAUCUCCGACACACAUGGUGUCUAGCGCUACAGCUAUUUCGAAUGAGAUACCCCAUCCACCUGCUCUUUCUGCUGCCACGGAAGCCCAUCCGAUACCAUUGCCAGUCCAUAAUUUGGUCGAGAGUGAUUUCGUCGGCUGGGGACAUCCCAUCCCGUUCGACUCCAACCUGAUCAAUGACACUCUUCCGUGGACUCAGCCCCCUGAUAUCUCCACUGCUACACCCCCAAAGGAUACGGGAGUGGGGUAUGAUACCAAUGUGUCGCAUCUUGUCGACGAUGCCGCGCUCUUCUGGCAUCAACAUCCCGGUAUUUUGAACACACCUCCAAGAGAAGACGGAUUGCAUUUUGACUCGAACUCAAAUAUUCCUGAUCCUUCUUCUAUCCUUUGGGGUCAUCAACCCGGUAUCCUGAGUACCACCUUGUCGUCAAAUAAUCAUCAGAUCGCCGCUCACGAAACCAUCCAACAACCCGCCAAUUCAUUUGUUUCCAAUUCAGAGAAUUCAUCAUUAUCAACGAGAGUUGUUCACAAUGAUCGUGCAAUAGACCCAUCUGCAUCGCUGUGCUAG
This is a messenger RNA of Penicillium alfredii, 1083 nucleotides long. RefSeq names its product basic helix-loop-helix domain-containing protein. Gene Ontology annotation, molecular function: protein dimerization activity. The coding region runs from base 1 to 1083 and encodes 360 amino acids. The transcript has 2 exons. The record is from RefSeq and is a predicted model, not a curated record. Lineage: Eukaryota; Fungi; Ascomycota; Eurotiomycetes; Eurotiales; Aspergillaceae.